AUGGCCACAAGAGCUGAAAUAUUAUGGACAAUGAAGAGUGUGGUCAAUAAUAUGUCAACAACAUCUUGUGAUGGUUUGGCAGACAUUUUCAAGACAAUGUCUCCUGGGACAUUUAUUGAUACUCACUUUUCAUUAAGCCGUACUAAGUUAUCGUAUUUAAUCAUAGAUUGUCUAGGUCCCCAUUUCAGAAAAAUGUUAUUGGAUGAAUGUCAGGCUUGUUACUACACAAUUAUUUAUGAUGAGACCACUAAUUCUGAAGGCGUAAAAGAGUUACAGUGUGCAAUAAGGUAUUGGUGUGAUGAUACAAAAGAUUAUAUUAUGAAAGCAAUAAACAAUGCAAAUCUUUCAAUUGAUAAGUUAUUAAUGCUUGGAAGUGAUGGCCCAAAUGUCACUAAAACGGUUUUUAAACUAGUUAAUGAAAAUGUAAAAAAUAUUCGUUGUAUUCGUCUGAUAGAUAUCGGCACAUGUAAUAUUCACAUUGUCCAUAACACUUUUUUAAAAGGAUUAGAGUUUAUAGGAAUCAGAGUAUCAAAUUUUGUUAUUGAUGUUUACUAUUUUUUUCACGGAUGGCCUAAACGAUAUGAAGAUUAUUCCAAAAUACAAAAAGAUAAUAGUAUACCUAAUCAUAGGUUUUUGAAACAUUGUGCAUCUAGAUGGUUGACUUUGAGUGACUCCACAGCCCGUAUCAUUGAACAGUGGGAUGGUUUAUUAAAAUACUUUUUAACUUCUGCUCCUAACAACCAAAAAAGUCUUCUAAAAACUAGUAAGUGUAAAAAUAUUAUUGAUUGCUUAAACUGCACAACUUUUAGAGCAGAGCUUGAAUUCAUAUUAUGGUCUACAUCUAUAUUCCAAAGAUUUACUGGGAUGUUUCAACGCUAA
Acyrthosiphon pisum (pea aphid) is the source of this 879-nucleotide messenger RNA. RefSeq lists its product as uncharacterized. The coding region runs from base 1 to 879 and encodes 292 amino acids. Lineage: Eukaryota; Metazoa; Arthropoda; Insecta; Hemiptera; Aphididae. The transcript is spliced from 2 exons. The record is from RefSeq and is a predicted model, not a curated record.